Alternaria hordeiaustralica is the source of this 2130-nucleotide messenger RNA. RefSeq lists its product as uncharacterized. The coding region runs from base 1 to 2130 and encodes 709 amino acids. The transcript has a single exon. The record is from RefSeq and is a predicted model, not a curated record. Lineage: Eukaryota; Fungi; Ascomycota; Dothideomycetes; Pleosporales; Pleosporaceae.
AUGCCCAACCUAGAAGCCCCCACUGCGCCUCCGUCUCCUGGAAUUCCAGCCGCCCAAAUCAAAGAUUCACCACCUCCACCCAGGCGUCAACCACCACCUGUGCCAAAGAAGGCCAUAAAGGCCGAUAAGUCCACGUGUGGCAUCUGCUAUCAACGAGUAGAGCUAAAGCCCAAAGCCAAAGCAAACAUUCAUUUCAACAAGUGUUGGGAGGGUCUAAGAGAGAAGGCGAAGGAACCGAAGAGUCAGAAUGCGAAGAAUACCCUGGAGGAAAACGAGGUUAGAGACAGCGACGAGACCUCGUUGGAGACGCUGCAAGUCGAGAACAGCGAACUAGAUGAGAGAGAGGAACCAUCCACACCGAUACCAUCAUUCUCACCAGACCUGGAAAAAACAUCCUGUCUCCUUUGCCACAGGGACCUAUGGGGUAUGAAAGAUCUCGACGCCUUCGACCACCGCUUGAUCUGCCUCAAAAUCCUCUCCCCAGCUCGCUGCCCUGUCUGCGAGGUCUCCUUCAGAGAACUUCCCGAGCCAUGCGAUGACGUCCUCUCGUGCGAAAGUAGUGGCUGGCCAAUUCAUACCAUGAUCUGGCAUCUACACGCUUGCCAGAACGACUGCCAUACUUGCCCAGAGGCACAGGUCGACUGGACAGCCUUGAUUUCUCGGCGGGCUGGUCGUACCGAAGUAGCGCAGAGAGUCUUCUGGAAGAGUAUAGGAGAAAGAAAAGAUUGGGGUCUGCGCAAACACAGGGACAGCGUGAAGACCAAGAAGAAGUCGGGGUUAGCGCGUGAGGAUGGGAUAUAUCGGACAAAGAGCUCGCCGUUGCGUACUUCGCAGAUAAUCGUUCCUGCGCGUGAGUCACAUAGUGAGUCGGAGAUCGAGGUAACGAGGGCGGAGAAAGCUGUCGUAGCCGAAAAGAUCCUUUUCGAUCGGUUCAUAAGGUCUAGCUUCUCCAUAAUGAAGCUCCCUCACUCCGCGAAAAUGCGCACGGACUACAAACCUGAGGAAGUGCGAACGGAGGUACUGCCUCUCUUCGAUUCGAAGACAUUUUGGAAACAACUUUCGUACAAAGCGCAGACGCAAUUGCUACCCAAGCUUGUACCUAAGCCACUCAACGUCACCUCUCCUACCAAGAAGAAACUACCAGCUGACCGUGCGCUCGCGGAAAAGUUUCCAGUUCCUAUAAACAAAGACGAAGCGAAGUCGCAGCUUCGAUUGUUAAGCAAUCCGCUAGAACCUCUCGCUCCGAUGACUUCCGCGGCGAACUCAGACGCGCUUCUUAAAGCACCACAGCGGUCCGCAAUCCCCAAGAACAAGGAUGAACUCAACGUUUUCCAAAAGAAGUUGUUAGAUCUGUUGAAGCCUGUUGCAGACCAAGAAAGUGUCACGCUCCCUCGGAAGGUGCGACAGUUCCCAGAGAUCACCCUGACUUGUCCACACGAAGAACCCGACAGUCCGCCUGCAUCGGCUUCUUUGCUGCCUAUGGAGCGGAACCAAGCAGAUUCCGUUGUACGAUCCGACGCGCCGAGCAGCAACAACGCGAUGACCAGCGCCGCUACAGCAAGCCAAAACCCUUCCAGCAGGACGUCUUCACCGCCGAACGAUAGCCCCUCGACCGCCACAACACCUCAACAUAGCUCUCUCGAUACAAAGAGACCAACCCCGCGGACUAUUGGAUCAAGUGAAAAUUGGCGUAACUCGCCUCCCAACGCUCAAGAACGAUUCAAUAAAUUGUUAAGAAUGAAUACCGCAAGGCCAUACUACGGACGGUCUGCAAAUCCGCUGUCUAAGCCAGAGCCACUUCCCAACGGCACAAGGUCAUCUCCGCAUCCGUGGCCGGCCAGCUUUGGCGAAAGAAGAUCUAUGGCUGCUGUCACUCUACCAGUACAUGGUAAGCCGGCAAAUCCUCUUCCGGAGAGCUCGCUAGAGUGGAUGUUUUACAACUUCCGGGAACUUGACCGGGAGGCGGAGGUCGAAACCUAUGUGUACGGUCGGCGUGGCGCCAUUCCAGUUGACUUGAAGUCCAAUAUCCGUACUGUUAUCGACCCUGCGCUGUCUGAGGAAGAGCAGAUGGCGCAGAACCGGGAGUGCUGCAGAGGAAUGUUCGGGAGCUUUGCCGAGACGAGCGAGUAG